Molecule: messenger RNA, 690 nt
Organism: Zygotorulaspora mrakii
Lineage: Eukaryota; Fungi; Ascomycota; Saccharomycetes; Saccharomycetales; Saccharomycetaceae
Gene: CBC2
Product: nuclear cap-binding protein subunit CBC2
Exons: 1
Coding region: 1-690 (229 amino acids)
Biological process (GO): mRNA cis splicing, via spliceosome
Cellular component (GO): nuclear cap binding complex
Molecular function (GO): RNA cap binding
Source: RefSeq, a predicted model, not a curated record
AUGUCGCUAGAGGAAUUUGAUGAAGUGAAAUUUGAUCAUUCAACAAACAGGUUGGACACCCCAUCGAAUUAUCUCUUGAGAAAGGCAAGAAAAGAUCCAUCUGGUUUGGAUGAAUUACGAAAAUCCAUGAAAUCGUCCACAAUUUAUGUUGGAAACUUAUCAUUUUAUACCUCUGAAGAACAAAUAUACGAACUUUUCAGUAAAUGUGGUACAAUUACAAGAAUAAUCAUGGGUCUUGAUAGAUUCAAAUUUACACCAUGUGGAUUCUGUUUUGUCAUAUACAGUAAACCAGAAGAAUCACUAAAUGCGGUGAAAUAUUUGAGUGAUACAAAGCUAGAUGAUAGAAAUAUAACGAUCGAUAUAGACCCAGGCUUCGAAGAUGGCAGGCAAUUUGGUCGUGGUAAAAGUGGUGGCCAAGUUAGUGAUGAGUUGAGAUUCGAAUAUGAUGCAUCAAGAGGCGGCUUUGCUGUGCCACUAACUGAACGUGUAGGGAAUACAGCGUAUCCUAGACAUCCGGAGCAUGGUCACGGCCACGGUCACGGUCACGGUCACGGUCAUAGUCACGUCCGUGGGCAUGGUCAUCAAAACAGACAGAGUAACGAUUACAUACCUGACGCGAUGGGCGCAUUUGACCCAAACAAUCGUCAAGAAAUUGAAGAUCAGGAAGAGGAUAAUUAUAUACCUGAAUAG